Molecule: messenger RNA, 1530 nt
Organism: Penicillium cataractarum
Lineage: Eukaryota; Fungi; Ascomycota; Eurotiomycetes; Eurotiales; Aspergillaceae
Product: flavin monoamine oxidase family protein
Exons: 2
Coding region: 1-1530 (509 amino acids)
Molecular function (GO): oxidoreductase activity
Source: RefSeq, a predicted model, not a curated record
AUGACUAAUUCACCCAAAAGCCGUGACGGCUACCAAUGGACCAAGGCCACCGGCCUAGUCCAAGGCGUCCCAACCCUAGGUCUAAUUCAACCAUCCACCCAUUUCACAAGGGGGAAGCACUACGACGUAAUCGUGAUUGGAGGCGGAUACGCCGGGCUAACUACCUGUCGGGACCUCGCCCUCGCCGGCAACAACGUGCUCCUCGUCGAAGCGCGAGACCGUAUCGGUGGGCGGUCUUGGUCAUCAAAUAUUGGCGGAUAUCCCUACGAGAUGGGUGGGACGUGGGUGCACUGGCAUCAACCGUUUGUGUGGCGAGAGUUGAGACGGUAUGGGAUGAUGGAUCAAUUGGAGAUUUCGCCAAGGAAGAAUGUUGAGGGCGGGGCGAAGGUUACUGUUAAUUUGGAUGGGGAGGUUAAGCAUUUAUCGCAUGAUGAGGAGGAUGGGACUGUUACUAACUCGGCCAUCCAGGAUGCAACUGUCGAAUCUGCGUUCAAAAAAUUCAUCAACGUGGACGGUCAAUUCGGCCGCAGUGUCAUUCCCUACCCACACGAUAUCGAAUUCAACAUGGCCGGCGUUCAGGAAUACGACCACAUGUCCAUGGCCGACCGCAUGGCACAGGUUGCACCUCACUUGACGCCCUUAGAGAAGAACAUGUUCGAGGGAUUCCUAGCCAUCACACACGGCGCAAAAUGGGAAGAGGCAUCUUUCUUCGAGCUACUGCGGUGGUGGGCAUUGAUGAACUACAAUUAUCCCGAUUUCAUGGCUAUCGGACUCACGUACAAGCUCCGUGAUGGCCAGUCUGCACUGGCGAGACGCAUUUUCGACGAAGCUGUCGCCACGGGAAGAUUGGAUUACUCUUUCUCCACGCCGGUCAGGGAUGUGAUUGAUCACGGAGAUCGAGUUGAAGUCACCGCUCGAAAUGGGGUGGAGGUCUUCAAGGCGAGACGUUUGGUCUGCACCGUCCCGUUGAAUGUCCUGCAUACUUUGGCUUUUACGCCGGGGCUGCCGACUCUGAAGACGGAGGCUUCUCUGGCUGGUCAUGUCAACCAAGUUGUUAAGUGUCAUGCUGAAGUUGCGAAUCCCGAGAUGCGCUCGCUCGGGGCAACGAAUUACCCCAAUGGCAGACUCACUUACACGUUCGGUGAUGGGACUACUCCCGCAGGAAAUACUCACCUCGUUGCUUUUGGAAGCUCCCUUCCCGGUGUUCACUUGGAUCCCGAGCAGGAUAUUCAAGUCACCAAGAAGGCCUUCGAGGAAUUCUACCCGGGCAUGAAUGUUCAACGGUUGGUGUUCCACAAUUGGCACAAGGAUGAAUUUGCUCGUGGUGCGUGGGAGUGGUUGAGGCCGGGUAUGACGACGAAGUAUUUGCAGGCGCUGCGAGAACGACAUGGGAAUGUGUUCUUUGCGAGCUCAGACUCUUCGUUUGGAUGGAGAGGGUUCAUCGAUGGGGCUAUUGAUGACGGUGGGAGAGUUGCGAAGAUUGUUCACGAUGAGCUGCGGGAUGUGCGGCCCGUCGCUUCUAAGCUUUGA